Pelmatolapia mariae (spotted tilapia) is the source of this 2126-nucleotide messenger RNA. RefSeq lists its product as uncharacterized. The transcript is spliced from 6 exons. Gene Ontology annotation, molecular function: estradiol 17-beta-dehydrogenase [NAD(P)+] activity. Gene Ontology annotation, cellular component: cytosol. The coding region runs from base 104 to 835 and encodes 243 amino acids. NCBI's taxonomy places the organism in Eukaryota, Metazoa, Chordata, Actinopteri, Cichliformes, Cichlidae. Gene Ontology annotation, biological process: steroid catabolic process. The record is from RefSeq and is a predicted model, not a curated record.
GGUCCGGCCAGGAUGCUCUGCACAAGCCAGCAGCUUCACUUCGCAUCGAGUGAGUCAUCCUCUACCCUUCAUCCUCCAGCAAGUCUGUGCAGCUACAGUGGGCAUGUCGAACUCGGACAGGGUUGUGUUAGCUCUCGGAGGAGCGGGAAAAGUGGGCUCCGGGAUCGUUAAAGGACUGCUGGAUAAAGGUUUUAAAGUUGCAGUGAUCUCCAGGGACAGCAGCCGCCUGGAGAAACUCCGAUCGUUUGUCUCUCCCAACACAAAGGAUAACCUCACCACUAUAGUGGGAAAUGUGGGCUCAGAGGAGGAAGCCGAGCAGGCGAAGCAGGCCCUGCUGAAGGAGGUGGGGAAAGUCACCGACAUAGUUUCCUCUCUGGGCUUCAGCUGGUGGCAGGGAGGACCCCCACACACCCAGUCCCUCAAAGAUCUACACUGGGUAAUUGAGACGUUGCUUUUCAGCACAUUUGUGUCAUGGAAAGCCUUCUACCCCCUGGUGAGGGACGACUCCAACUGUACCUAUACGUUCAUCACCGGAGGAGCAGGAGAGAAGCUGCUGAUGCCUGGUACAGGCUUCCUCACAGUGGGCGCUGCCAGCACCCUGGCUUUUUGCCAUGUACUGCGUGAGGAGUACCCCGAGGUGCCCUGCAAACUCAACCAGGUGAAGAUUAACACAGGUGUAGCCACUCCUGAUCACAUGGCGCCCGGCUUCCUCAAUCAUCUGGACCUGGGUGAGGCUGUUGCCGCCCUGAUCGAAAGACGAAACACCGCCCACAACGUUUUCACCAUCAACUGCCCUGCAGACUUAAAGAGCGUCCUUCUGGAGAGGAACCUUUAGACUCCAAAAAAAAAAAGACCCCACCUUCCUCCAGCCUCACCUGCACAGGAUCGCACUGCUUCUUCUCCUGCACUCUCCAGAAAUAGUCUCCUUUGAUUUCCUGUCAUACAACUCUGAAACCCAUCCAUGCUAGCCGUUGCAUAUUUUCCUGCCUGUUCUCACAUCGUUAGCAAGUUUUCUCUCAGCAUGUGCUUUUUAUGGGAUAUGUAAGAAAACCAACACCUUCUCCCUAUUAUCUGUUUCUGUGCGUUGUUACAUAGUCUGUUCUGCCAGCCGCAUCAACAGAAGACGUGAUAGACAGCUCAUUCUGCUAAAUAUUUUUGGUAUAAGUAGACGUCUUAAGGCCAAGCAGGUAAAUAAUGACUUCACAUUGAUAACGACUGUAGUCAAGUUAGCCAAGAUCCCAACAACUGGUCCAAAAUGUAAAUAUAUCUACAGACAUAGACUGUACUCAGUGGAAGUUUUGACCACUAUGAGUUUAACAGAAUAAUGUUUUAAUAAGCUAGUUCUACAGCAGCAUGCACUCAGACAGGUGGCUGUUACUACCAACAAAACCCCAAUGUCCAAACAUAGCUCUUAGGAAAUCGACGCAAACAUGCAAAUAGCGCAAGACAAAAAUCUUCUUUGUCUUCAACGAGGUCGCCGGGCCUCAAAGAAGCACUAAAUGUAACUGUGUUUCCAUGGCAACACCACGAGGCAUCUCCCGGUGCAGUUAAAAAGCUGAAGAGAACAAACUCUCACACUUCAGCUGUGCAUGUAUCUUGACAGACUUUAGGAGUUCAGUAUGCUUGAAAUUUAUCAUCCACGACUAAAGAGAACGUGUUGCUACAUGAUCCCAGUGGUGGAGUUAAAAGUUUACCAUUGCUGCAUCCACUUCCUCCCUCCCUCUCGCUUCUCUGAGAGCUUCAGUGUUUCCCGCUGGUGUAAUCGCACUUCACUCUGUGAAGUUUCUGGAUUUGUUUUAAAGGAGUGAGAGAAAGUUACAUCCCACAUCUUUUUGCCACCUCUGUAAAUCAUUUCAGAAGCUUUUAGAUCAUCCAGGAGACACUUUGUUUGCAGCGUGCUUUAAAUGAGCAAGUUCAUACAACAUGUCAGACUGUUGGUUUUGGAAAGCUCAGAUACAGUCAGAUGAUCCAGCCAGCGCUUCGAUCGAAGUAUAGCAGCUAAACUGGAUGAAAAUUGCGACAUUUGCCUGGUUACAGAUUCAGCAGCUUGAGCCAUUUCAGCCUCUUUGUAGCGCUUAUGCAAAAAUAACGUUUUACAAACACAAAUAAACAAGAUAUAGACAAUA